Messenger RNA from Fraxinus pennsylvanica, 2871 nucleotides. NCBI's taxonomy places the organism in Eukaryota, Viridiplantae, Streptophyta, Magnoliopsida, Lamiales, Oleaceae. The record is from the annotation of a GenBank genome assembly.
AUGGAUUCCUCUGAACAAGCUCAUAAUGGUGAACAUGAGCAUAAUGGGGCUGCGGAUUCUUUGCCGCCUCCCCCGCCCGUUCCUCCUAAUGUAACUCCAAUAAAAGCGGAAUCAGAACAAGCAGCGAAGAAGGUUUUUCGUGCUCCAAUGGCUAGACGAGGCUCGGGGACCAAGGGGAAUAAAGUUCCCAUUCUUACUAAUCACUUCAAAGUGAAUGUCUCCAAUGUUGAUGGGCACUUCUAUCAUUACAGUGUGGCCCUGGCCUUUGAAGAUGGUCAUCCUGUAGAUGGGAAAGGUAUUGGAAGAAAAGUGUUGGACAGAGUUCAGCAGACGUACGACACUGAGUUGGCAGGAAAAGAAUUUGCUUAUGAUGGGGAGAAAAGCCUUUUCACUGUUGGUUCACUUCCAAGAAACAAACUUGAGUUUACUGUUGUGCUUGAUGAUGUUACGUCGAAUAGGAACAAUGGGAAUGCUAGUCCUGGAGGACCUGGAAGUCCUAAUGAUAACGACAAGAAAAGGACAAGGCGCUCAUAUCGAUCCAAGACUUAUAAAGUGGAGAUAAGUUUUGCUGCCAAAAUCCCCAUGCAGGCGAUUGCAAAUGCUCUACGCGGUCAGGAAUCUGAGAACUCCCAAGAAGCAUUGAGAGUUUUGGAUAUCAUUUUAAGGCAGCAUGCUGCAAAGAAGGGUUGCCUACUGGUUCGUCAAUCAUUCUUCGACAAUAAUCCGAGGAAUUUCACUGACGUUGGAGGAGGAGUUCUUGGCUGUCGAGGAUUCCACUCAAGCUUCCGAACCUCUCAGGGAGGCUUGUCUUUGAACAUAGACGUAUCUACAACUAUGAUAAUUCGGCCUGGUCCUGUGGUAGAUUUUCUUAUUGAAAACCAAAAUGUGAAGGAUCCCUUUUCUAUUGACUGGGCAAAGGCAAAACGUGUUCUGAAGAAUUUGAGGAUAACGACAAUCCCUACUAACCAGGAGUACAAAAUUACUGGAUUAAGUGAUAGGCCUUGCAAAGAGCAAUUGUUCUCAUUGAAGCAGAAAAACAAGGAUGAUACUGGUGAAUUUCAAACCACUGAAGUAACAGUAUAUAAUAACUUUAUUAAUAAACAUAACAUUGAUUUGCUAUAUUUUGCUGAUCUUCAUUGUAUCAAUAUCAGAAAGCUGGAGCGUCCAACUNUGCCUUGUAUCAAUGUCGGGAAGCCCAAGCGUCCAACUUACUUCCCUAUCGAGCUAUGUUCAUUGGUGUCCUUGCAACGAUACACCAAAGCUCUAUCCACCUUUCAGAGAGCUUCCCUAGUGGAGAAGUCACGCCAAAAACCGCAGGAGCGGAUGACAACUCUGAGCGGUGCUUUGAAAAGCAAUAACUAUGAUUCAGAGCCUCUGCUUCGUGCAAGCGGCAUUUCUAUCAGCACUAACUUCACUCAGGUUGAUGGCCGCAUUUUACCAACCCCGAAGUUGAAAGCUGGAAAUGGAGAUGAUAUAUACGCUCGAAAUGGAAGGUGGAAUUUUAAUAAUAAGAAAUUUGUGAAUCCGAGCAAGAUAGAAAGAUGGGCUGUUGCCAACUUUUCAGCUCGAUGUGACGUACGAGGCCUUGUCAGGGACUUGAUUAAAGUGGGAGAAAUGAAAGGAAUUAGUGUGGAGCCUCCGUUUGAUGUCUUUGAAGAGAAUGCACAGUAUAGACGGGCUCCACCUCUUGUUCGGGUAGAGAAGAUGUUUGAAGAUAUUCAAUCAAAACUUCCUGGGGCGCCCAAGUUUCUUCUGUGUUUGCUUCCAGAAAGAAAAAACUGUGACAUUUACGGUCCUUGGAAGCGAAAAAAUUUGGCUGAUUUUGGGGUUGUUACCCAAUGCCUGGCACCCACCAGAGUUAAUGAUCAGUAUCUGACUAAUCUUCUGCUGAAGAUCAAUGCAAAGCUAGGUGGCUUGAAUUCUAUCUUAGCCAUUGAACAAACUCCGUCUAUCCCAAUGGUAUCCAAGGUUCCAACCAUAAUACUUGGUAUGGAUGUGUCACAUGGCUCCCCCGGCCAGUCUGAUAUCCCAUCCAUUGCUGCGGUUGUAAGCUCGAGACAAUGGCCAUCAAUCUCUCGUUACCGAGCAUGUGUUCGCACCCAAUCCCCUAAGGUUGAAAUGAUUGAUUCUUUGUAUAAGCGUGUAUCAGACACCGAGGAUGAAGGCAUAAUCAGGGAGCUUUUGCUUGAUUUCUAUGUCAGUUCAGGAAAAAGGAAGCCAGACCAGAUUAUCAUUUUCAGGGAUGGUGUGAGCGAAUCACAGUUCAAUCAAGUUCUCAACAUUGAACUGAACCAAAUAAUAGAGGCUUGUAAAUUUCUGGACGAGAAAUGGAACCCGAAAUUUGUCGUAAUCAUUGCGCAGAAAAAUCACCAUACAAAGUUCUUUCAACCUGGCUCUCCAGACAAUGUGCAGCCAGGAACAAUAAUUGAUAACAAAGUUUGUCAUCCGCGAAACUAUGACUUUUAUCUGUGUGCUCAUGCUGGGAUGAUAGGGACCACUCGACCUACUCAUUACCAUGUUCUGUUAGAUGAGGUUGGUUUCUCACCAGAUGAUCUACAGGAGCUUGUGCACAAUCUUUCUUAUGUUUACCAGAGGAGCACUACUGCUAUAUCUGUAGUUUCUCCUAUCUGCUAUGCUCAUUUGGCUGCCACCCAGUUGGGGCAAUGGAUGAAGUUUGAAGACGCAUCAGAGACGUCAUCAAGCCACAAUGGGGUGACACCUGCUGGUGGUGGUCCUCCUGUGCCACAGAUGCCUAAGUUGCAGGAGAGUGUCCUUCAAGCUGCUGGGCUCUUAACUUGCUACCUUUUGACGUGCCUUUUGGCUGCCUGUCUUUGUAGGGCUGCCAUUGGAACUGUUCUGGGCCUUCUGUAG